Molecule: messenger RNA, 1096 nt
Organism: Oryza sativa Japonica Group (Japanese rice)
Lineage: Eukaryota; Viridiplantae; Streptophyta; Magnoliopsida; Poales; Poaceae
Source: RefSeq, a predicted model, not a curated record
CUCUCCGCCGCUGCUCCGCUCAAUGCCGCCUUGCCGCCCCAGCGCUCCGCUCUCUUCUUCCCCUAGGCUGACCGCUCAGCCCAGCGCCGCCCGGCUUGCUGCCUCUCCAUCCUCUUCGUCCCCUCGUCUCGCCGCUUCCCCGCCCCUGCGCCGUGCAGCCCGGCGCACCCCCUUCAUCCAUCUCACAUGCGUAGUUUGCUUGAUGAGUGGUUUGCUCCAUGUUAGAAGCUUGGUAUUGCAGCAGAACAUGGCUAUUUUGUCAGAUGGAACAAAGCAGCUGAAUGGGAAUCAAGCUAUCCAAACCAUGAUUUUGAGUGGAAGCACAUCGCUGAACCGAUCAUGCAAGUUUACACCGAAACAAUUGAUGGGUCCUCCAUAGAGCCAAAGGAAAGUGCUCUAUUAUGGCAUUAUCUGGAUGCAGACCAUGACUUCGGUUCCUGCCAAGCAAAGGAACUACUGGGUCAUCUUGAAAGGGUGCUAUCAAAUGAACCUGUUGUUGUGAAGUGUGGUCAUUACAUUGUAGAAGUCAAACCACAGGGAGUUAGCAAGGGUCUUGUUGUGGACAAGGUAAUUCACAGAUUGAUGAACAACGGGAAGACGCUGGAUUUCGUAGUGUGCAUCGGUAACGAUCGAUCUGAUGAGGACAUGUUCAAAAGCAUCGACAGCAUGACCUCCAGCUCUGCAUUCCCUGCAGUUCCAGAGGUCUUUGCCUGUUCAGUUGGUCAGAAACCCAGCAAAGCAAAAUACUAUGUCGACAAUGUUGGUGAAGUAGUAAGAUUGCUCAAGAAUGUAGCCGGCAUUUCGUCGCACCGGGAGGCCGUCAGCCAUGGACGUGUGAUCUUCAGGGAUGUGAUCGAUUAUGUGGACUGAACCACCUAAUCUUUGUAACAUCCAAACUUGUGUACAUUCCAAUGACUUCAUCUAGAUUUGACCGAAAGCAUGAAUCAUCACCACCAUUAGGACAACUACAGGAGUGCAAGCGGAAGCUCAACAUUUUUAGUUUAGGUGAUGUAUACUCAUAUGUAGGCAAUUUUGAUAGUUGAGGAGGUUCUUGCUGGAGAACUGCACUGUGAAAGAAAAGCCCCUGGCUUUGAAU